AUUAUGUUUAUUUAUACUGCGGGUAUUCUAUCUGUUUUCUAUAUGGUAAUUGUUGGAUAUGAACAAAAACCUCAGUCAGAUGAUGACGAUGUCGAAAAAAACGGUGUGAACGAUUCUAAACAACAGGAAUCGAAUUUGUAG
Haemonchus placei is the source of this 141-nucleotide messenger RNA. The record is from the annotation of a GenBank genome assembly. NCBI's taxonomy places the organism in Eukaryota, Metazoa, Nematoda, Chromadorea, Rhabditida, Trichostrongylidae.